Lotus japonicus is the source of this 1350-nucleotide messenger RNA. Its product is annotated as phytochromobilin:ferredoxin oxidoreductase, chloroplastic. The transcript has 9 exons. Lineage: Eukaryota; Viridiplantae; Streptophyta; Magnoliopsida; Fabales; Fabaceae. Gene Ontology annotation, biological process: phytochromobilin biosynthetic process. Gene Ontology annotation, molecular function: cobalt ion binding; phytochromobilin:ferredoxin oxidoreductase activity. The record is from RefSeq and is a predicted model, not a curated record. Bases 71 to 1033 code for a protein of 320 amino acids.
CACAUAUUUGACAAAACAAAAACUGUCUGUCUUUCUUCUAACAUAGAAAGCAGAGAGUUUGAACUCAGUAAUGGUGGGAUUUGGUGGUUCUUCUUCAAGCUUUUGCUUGCAACAGAGCCUUCCUCUGUUAACAAGAACCCCCAUUUCCAGAAAAGGAAAAGCUUGCAUUCAAUGCUUUUCUUCAGUAUCUUAUCAUAAGUUUGUUGAUUUUGCUUUGGAUGAAACCAGUCGCCACACCCACUUGGUCCCUUCUCCGUUGCAGGAAAAGUUUAACUCCAUGAAUUCUAAGGAUGGUAAAGGAGGCCUUAGUAUGCUAUCAUUCCAAUCUGCCAAGAUUAGGCUUCUACGAAGUUUGAUCAUUGAGACAGAAACAAUGCAGGUUUUGGACUUAGCUGUCUUUCCCAAUACAGAAUAUGACGUUCCCAUAUUUUGUGCUAACUUUUUCUCCACGGCUAAAACAAACAUUGUUGUCUUGGACCUUAACCCCUUGCAUGAUAUCAUCAACCAGGAUGACUACAAGGAAAAGUACUUUAAAAGCUUAAUUCCUCUUGGCCUUAAAUAUGCUGAGCUUUUUCCAUGGGGAGGGAAGCUCACAAGUGAGUCUAUACGAUUCUUUUCACCAAUUGUCAUUUGGACAAAGUUUACUUCAAGCCCACAAAAAUAUGAUAUUCUGUAUUCUGCCUUCAGGGAUUAUUACAAGGUAUGGUUGGAGUUGAUAGACAAAGCAGUUGAGGAGACAGAUGAAUCUCAAAUUCUCCGCAAUCUUGAAGCACAACAUAGAUAUCUAACAUGGAGAGCUGAAAAGGAUCCAGGACAAGGUGUUUUGAAGAAGCUGAUUGGUGACACACUUGCCAAGGACCUAUUGAUAAACUUCCUCUUUAAUGGAGUCAAUGAACUAGGAAGCAAAAAGUUCAGUGACUAUUUUCCACACCACAGCUUUGAGGAGGGAACUCUAAAUAAGAAAGGCGGUGUUGUGUUGAAGUCUUUUGAAAACCGCCCAUGGAAUGCGAGAGGCGAAUUCCUUGGUGAAUGACUAUUGAAGCCUGCAUACACCUUUGCACUCAACUUUUACAAGGCAUGGUACAUGGUAAAAUUUUGGUGAUUCCAGUUCUGCAAGCAAACCAGGACCUGGUUGCCAUGCUAGUGCAGAUUUUGUCGAUGAUGAGUGCUCUGAAUCAAUUGCUGAAUUAGCUACACCAAUUACCAAGAUGCUUGUAAUUUUGCUUGUAACUUUUCCUCCAUGUUUUUUUAUAUUUAUGUAAUGGCUAUACAAGCUAUGUUGUGUGGAAAAAAAUUAGUGGCUGAAAAUGUCCAUGUUGUAAAAUUAGAAUUUUCCUGUGUAGAUAAGAA